This is a messenger RNA of Vicugna pacos (alpaca), 10736 nucleotides long. It is a transcript of the gene STOX2, whose product is annotated as storkhead box 2. Gene Ontology annotation, cellular component: nucleus; cytoplasm. Gene Ontology annotation, biological process: regulation of transcription by RNA polymerase II. Lineage: Eukaryota; Metazoa; Chordata; Mammalia; Artiodactyla; Camelidae. Gene Ontology annotation, molecular function: RNA polymerase II transcription regulatory region sequence-specific DNA binding. The record is from RefSeq and is a predicted model, not a curated record.
GAUAAGCGUUUCGGGAAAAACGGCCGCAGCGCAGCGUGGUCGGGGUUCGCCGCAUUUUGGCCGCGCGCCUUUAACUCGGCGUGACCUCCGCGUCCCGGGCUGGCGUCCCGGGCUCCGCGCCUCGGCCGGGGCGGCGCAUCGCCCCCUCCUCCCCUCCCGCGCAUUGUUGUCCUUUAGCGAUUGGUUGUUGGACCAGAAACAGCUGUGCAGAGGCGAGCGGUGUAAAGGGGCUGUGGAUCUGAAUGCAGGUUAUCGGGCUGGUAGUGACUGACACCGGGUGCUCCGGGGAGAGGAAGGAAGAGCCGGAGCCGCCUCCACUGCGUUCUCCAGGCGGCGUGGACCAGGUGCCCGGGCGUUUGCGGCUGUCGGAGGGGCUCCGAGUGGCGCCCCCUCCCCCGGCUCUAGCUGACUUCGGGUUGGCGCAGGUGGGCGAGGCAGGGCACCGCCGAACGCCCUAUUCCCACCGAGGGAUUUCUCUCCCUUUCUUCGAGGGGGAGGCGCCAUCCUGAAAAUAUGUAAAUAUCCAAGCGCGGACUCCAGGCUGGGGCACCAGCCAAGGUCCCAGCGCCGCCUCAGGGUGUUUUACAUGAAAAUGAGAAGCCUGACAGGAUCCGUGCUCUAACUUAAGGCUGCUUGGUGAUUAGCACGAGGCUGGGCGGCUUCCCGGCUUCCUGCCCUUCAGUAGCCAUUCUGCGCGCUCGCGGCUGAGCGGCGGUGCCACCAUGCGGGUGUCGGUCGGCAGGCUCCGCAUCCUUGGCAGCCAUGGCUUACGUCGCCGCCUCGGCCAGUAAGUAGGAGCAUGCAUGUGUAGGGGGGCACAUGCGUGUCGGCGCGCGCGCGCGCACACACAUACACACACACACACGCAUGCACGCACACCACCCUGAGCCUCGGAAGGAGGAAGAUCGACUAGGCGCCGCAGUCGUGAGGACGACUCGGGCUCUUCCUGGAUUCGGCAGGAGCCUGCCUGCUGCAGCUGCUGACUGCAGAGCCUGCUCGGAUCCCGUGCACACGCGCCCCCCAUCCGAGCCUCUGUAAUGAAGAUUGCCUCCCAAGGACUGCAGGGGAGGCAGAGCCACUCUGCGCCCGGGACUGCGGGCCGCGCGGCUGAUAGGCCCAGGGGGACACGACUUGGACACUGUCAUCCCCACGCCUCGCUCUGAGCUGCACAGUGCGGAGAGGGUCUGUCGCCGCCCCUCCGGCUUCCCGGGCGCCCGAUCCCGGGUCAGCCCCGGAGGCCUCGGCUUCCUCAUUUGUUUGGGUCUUUUGUGCCGUGGCUCACAGUUGGCUAAACACUCCUGCGCUGAAUCGGGCCAUUGUCUGCGCUCCCAUUGCUUUCACGCUGCAAGUCUCGGCGCCCCCACCCCACCCGCCCCCUCCCCGCCUCCUCCUGGCCGGCGAGCCUCCUAACGUGCCUUUCCCCCCAGGAAUCUGGAAGCUAUAAGCCGGGCGGAUUGCAAAUGAAGUGUAAUGCAUUGUGGGACGUGUGUAAAAUCGGAGCCUUCGCCGUGGGGGGGUGUGGGGGCGUGGGGAGGGCCGGACCCGCCGCUGGCGGUGUAGACGCCGACGAGGAGGGGCUGGGAAAAUGCGCGCAGAGUCCGCCCGGGUCGUGCCCGCCGUAGACGGAUGAAGCCGCGCGCUGCGCCCCGGCGCUGAGGCCCCGAGGAUCGGGGCAGCAGGUCGCCCUCCCCACCAUGAAGAAGACCCGGAGCACAACCUUGCGGCGAGCCUGGCCUAGCUCGGAUUUCUCCGACCGGGCCUCGGACCGCAUGAGGUCCCGCAGCGAGAAGGACUACCGCCUGCACAAGCGCUUCCCCGCGGCCUUCGCGCCCCAGGCUUCGCGGGGCUACAUGACAUCAGGUGAUGUAUCACCAAUCAGUAUGUCUCCCAUCAGUCAAUCUCAGUUUAUCCCACUCGGGGAAAUCCUUUGCUUGGCCAUCUCCGCAAUGAACUCGGCGAGAAAACCUGUCACCCAAGAAGCACUGAUGGAGCACCUGACCACCUGUUUCCCAGGUGUUCCCACCCCAAGCCAGGAGAUCCUCCGGCACACGCUGAACACACUGGUACGGGAGAGGAAGAUCUACCCGACUCCAGACGGCUAUUUCAUCGUCACCCCACAGACUUAUUUCAUAACUCCUUCCCUCAUAAGAACUAACAGCAAAUGGUACCAUUUGGACGAGAGGAUACCUGACAGGUCUCAGUGUACCUCUCCGCAGCCCGGAACCAUCACGCCCUCUGCCUCCGGCUGCGUCAGGGAAAGAACGUUGCCCAGGAACCACUGCGACUCUUGCCACUGCUGCAGGGAAGACGUGCUCGGCGUGCACGCGUCCACGCUGCAGAGGAAGCCGGCCAAGGACUGCAAAGACCCGUACUGCCCCCCCGCCCUCUGCCAGGUGCCGCCCACCGAAAAGAGCAAAAGUACUGUCAACUUCUCGUAUAAGACGGAAACUCUCUCCAAACCUAAAGACAGUGAAAAACAGUCCAAAAAAUUCGGGCUCAAGUUAUUCCGGCUAAGUUUUAAAAAAGACAAGACCAAACAGCUAGCCAAUUUUUCCGCCCAGUUUCCUCCCGAAGAGUGGCCCCUGCGAGAUGAGGACACGCCGACCACCAUCCCUCGGGAAGUGGAAAUGGAGAUCAUUCGGCGCAUUAACCCGGACUUGACCGUGGAAAAUGUCAUGAGGCACACUGCACUAAUGAAGAAACUUGAAGAAGAGAAAGCGCAUAGGAGUAAAGCUGGGUCCUCCGCUCAUCACAGCGGAAGAAGUAAAAAGAGUAGGACUCAUCGCAAGUCCCACGGAAAGUCUCGGUCGCACAGCAAGACGCGAGUGUCCAAGGGAGACCCAUCGGAUGGUUCCCAUCUGGAUAUCCCUGGUGAAAGGGAAUAUGACUUUUGCGAUCCUCUUACCAGGGCGCCCCGGGAGGGCUGCUUCAUCAUUGAACACAAAGGGGAUAACUUCAUCAUGCAUAGCAACGCCAAUGUGAUUGAGUCUCAUUUCCCCAUGACUCCGGAAUGGGAUGUGUCUGGGGAACUGGCCAAAAGGAGAACUGAGAUGCCUUUUCCCGAGCCUUCCAGGGGAAGCUCCCACUCAAAAGUGCACCGAAGCCACAGCCAUACCCAGGACCGGAGGUCCAGAAAUGAGAGAUCCAACAAGGCCAAGGAGAGGUCCAGGUCUAUGGACAACUCCAAAGGCCCUCUGGGUGCUUCUUCUCUGGGGACGCCUGAAGACCUGGCUGAAGGCUGUAGUCAAGAUGACCAAACCCCUAGCCAGUCCUACAUUGACGACAGUACUUUAAGACCUUCACAGGCUGUCAGUCAUCAAAGAGCUCACAUUUCGUCCACAAGCUACAAAGAGGUGUGUAUUCCAGAGAUCAUCAGUGGCAGCAAGGAACCCUCCAGCACUUGCAGCCUCUUGGAGCCAGGCAAACCACCCGAGAGUUUGCCAUCCUACGGUGAACUCAAUUCUUGUCCGACAAAAACAGCCACGGAUGACUAUUUCCAGUGCAACACCUCCAGUGAGACAGUGCUCACGGCGCCGUCGCCUCUGGGAAAGAACAAAGAGGACCAUGACACUCUGACCGUGGCAGAAGGGGUGAAAAAGCUGCCUCUGUCUGACAGGCAGACCCCACAUUCCUCCCGGGAGCCCGUAGGGCACAAGGAGGAGUCGCCAAAGGGGCCAGGCGGGGGCCCAGCUGCUUCUGGCACCGUGGCUGAAGGGAUUGCCAACGGACGCCUCGUCCAGCAUCACGGCGCCGAGCCCAGCAGCCUGGACAAGAGGAAAGAGAUAUUUAGCAAAGACACACUGUUCAAACCUCUUCACAGCACCUUGUCUGUAAACAGCUAUCACAAAUCGAGCCUGUCUCUCCUCAAAUCUCACCCGAAGACACCUGCGGACACACUGCCAGGCCGGUGUGAGAAACUGGAGCCGUCCCUGGGGACCUCGGCCCCGCAAGCCAUGCCGGCUUCCCAGCGUCAGCAGGAUUCAGGGGGGAACCAGGAGGCCUCUUUUGACUAUUACAACGUCUCUGAUGACGACGAGUCUGAGGAAGGGGCAAACAAGAACGCGGAGGAGGAGAAAAACAGAGAUGACGUGGGCACCAUGCAGUGGCUUCUGGAGAGGGAGAAGGAAAGAGACUUGCAGAGGAAAUUUGAGAAGAAUCUCACCCUCCUCGCCCCAAAGGAAACCGACAGCGGCAGCAACCAGAGGGCCACCCACUCGGCACGCCUGGACAGCAUGGACAGCAGCAGCAUCACGGUGGACAGUGGAUUCAACUCCCCACGCACUCGGGAGAGCCUGGCCUCCAACACGUCAAGCAUCGUUGAAAGUAACCGUCGUCAGAACCCUGCCUGGAGCCCAGCCCACGGCGGAGCUGGCCCCGCCUUCAGUUUCCGAGCAAGUACGGACCCCCCCCCAAGUGAAGCUGAGAAGUUACAGAAACCUUCCAACUGCUUGCAAGCUUCUGUUACUAGUGUGUGAUAGUCGUUCUGCCUCAGAUCUCCUGUCUCGUUCGAUACAGCCAAGUUUACGACACUGGGACUGAUGUUUACAUCUUCGGAAAGACAAGCAUCUCAACCACAGUUUUUGUGUUGAACUUAAACUGUGCUGCUAAGUAGGCUAGGGCAAAACAACAACAGAAAAAUCUUUAUUUCAGAGUAUCGCUUUUCACGUUUAUGGCUCUGUAGCAACAAGAAUAGCAGUAGGGGUGAUAUGUAUACUUUUGCUUCACUAAUUGUAACUGAGCACACAUAGGAAAGUCUAGACACUGUACGUGUGAUAUGCAUUUUCGAUGUCAUACAAUUGCCAAGUCUGUUUGAAAAUGCCACAGAUGCGUGUUGCUCCCAGUCUGUGGCCACAUGGUGCCACAGAACUGAUCCUUAACACUUCCAAAAACAAACAAAAAAACAAAGCCACCACAAAAUGUCAAAUGCGAGGGUCCACCCUGAGGGAAUUCGAUGCCAAACUGACAAGAAGGGACCCCCCAGCCCUUUGUGUGUGAACCGUUCAGGCGCCAGUCAUUCUGCACUGUGAGUUUUCAUGACACGACUUUGUAGGAGCCCGUGGAAGUGUAUCAGAAGGGGUCGUGAUCCAAAUCCUGGGAGUGUUUGUUGUCAGGAUUUUGUUUUGUAACUGUCACAGAUGCUUGUCUGAAUUUUUUUUAUCCUUCCGUAAUCCCAAACAGGAAUAUAGGCCUUUGAAUCUGAAAUGGACAAAGGAAGGACCCCCCCCCCCGCCCCAGCUUGGCUGGGGCACAGCACUCAGUGAUGGGAGAGGUAAUGCGAUGUUUAAAAGGUGUCAAUCAAAUAUUAAAGGAAAGUCAUUUCCUCCUUGUGAUACUUAUGAUAAUCUAUCUUACUAUCAUAGAUAACGAUAAUUAGUUUGUUUAAAAGCAAAAUGUUCUUUGUGACACAAAUGAAGACUGUGGCCUGGGACGUUAUUCUUUCUAAUGGAAGGACAUAAAUCUAUUUUAUGUAGUUUUAAAUAGAAUGCCUAAAUUAGGCUAUGGGAGAUAAUUUUUAGUGGUUAUAGGAAAGAGCAAAUUUAGGGAGAGUUGAACUUCAGGCCUUUUAUUCCUGGGAAGAUAUCUAUAGAGAAAACUUUAAAAUAAUUUUUGAUUAGAAAUACACAUGUGCCCAUGUAAUUAACAACAGAAUGUGAUCAUUCUGCAAGUGUAGUGUAAUCCUAACUUGUACACCCCUAAAAUUUAUCAGAAUAACAAUUAUGCAUACAUGAACUAUGCCAGAGUAAUGUUUACAAAUACUUUGUAACCAGUUUCAGGAGGCAUUUUUAGGCGGAUGUAUAGUUUUUAGCCCAGCUUACUUCAAAAUGGUUUGUUAACAUUUUGCUUCGGUUUCCGAUGUUAUGUUGAAUACAAAGAAGUUUCUUAGCAGCAAAGGGAUUAUGAAUAAUCAAGAUUCAGUCUGCUAGGAAAGAGAGAUUUCAAAGUUCCCAUGUCCUAUUUUAUGAGAAUGAUGGAAUAAAUCUGUAGCUGAUGGAAAAUUAUUCUCCAAAGGGUUACAUGCAACACAAGUAAACGGUCUGACAAGAAGUUUUAUUUAUUUAGUUGAGUGGCAUGUGAUGUUUGGAGCCAUAAAACAGAAAAUAAAGAUCCAAAAAUAAAUCUAAAAUAUUUUCACCUCAGAUUUCAGGAAUUGGCAUAAAAUUUGUAAACCACUUCUGCUUUGGUAUUAGGUUGAAUCACUAGCAGUCUGUUUCAAGAGUGGUGUCCUGUACACAGUGGGACUGAGUCUUGAAACAUUUGGGUAGUCCCUCAUACUUCUUCAGCCGUUUGGAAGUUUUGUUGGGUCAAACAGGACUCGUCAAGUUUAGGAAAGAUUCCUUUUCUGUGCUCGUAGUGAAACGUAAGCCCAUUUCUUGGUUAACUCUCACAUCACUAAAAUGCUUAAGCAGUUGACUUUCCAUCUCAUGCCGGAUUUCCUCCAAGGCAUGCCCUGAUUGCUCAGAAACGCUCUGUCUCAUGGCUUUACUGUGUCCAGAAGGAAUGAUCAUGUAUCUGUUUCUUUGGAGAGUUGUAUACCAUAGAGUUACUAAAUUUUUCCAUCUAAAUUUUUUCCCCCAAAACCUACCCUCACAUAUGUGUCAUUCUAGAGUUCAUAAAUAUUUUAACCAUCAAAACAAUACAUCAGCCUCUAGUCAACCCUCCUCAAGCAGCCAUUAUAAUAAUCAAAUACUGUGUGAACAGGAAAGGAAAGCAUUACCUUUAAGAGAAGCUUUAAAAUAGGAACCUAUCGAUAUUUCACAAGACGUAGGUUUACAGAAGACGUUAUUCGAAUAAAAUGUGUAAGCUCUUUGCCUGAUGCUAUGGGAUACAUGAUUUAAAGAAAAAAGAAAACAAAACAAAACUCCCUUAGACCAGCAGCCGUUAGCAUAGAAACGAUGGACUUUAAAGAGGGUAUGAUGUAAGCAGACGUUCCAAGUAGAGAUAUGCCCAUCGGAAUCGAAUCGGGAUUGUUGAAUGGGGGACAAGAGGGGGCGGGAAGCACAUGAUGCAUAUGACCCAAGAUGGUCCGCAGUGAUGUCCUCAGUGACCAAACCCUUGGGCCCGCUCCAGGCUUUGCCAGCACCCUUUUCCUCCAGUGAGGCGACAGCUCUGUGUCCCACGCUGCUCCUCUAGACUUCACUUCGAGUUUAUCGACUGAAAGGUUUACAGAACUGAAUCUGGUUGAAUCUCGGUGUAGCGUUCAACUUUAAAGGGUCAACACAUCUGUCGGCAUUUUGCACACUUAUGUAUUAUUAUGAUACAGCAUAUUACUUUAUGGUAAUUUUUUUUUGACAUAGAACUACCUCCAUAAAUUUGAUGAAGCGGCAGCAGCGCGUUCAAGUGUAUUGUUCAGAAGAGCCAAGUUGAAAAACUUGCUGACACGUUAGGCCGUGGUGUUGUCUGUGUGUCAGUGAUUGCCUGUGUGGACUCGUGACUGUCCCAUCGCCAUGGUUUGCUUUAACGGCAUUAUUUCACUCUCAGACGUCAACCUGUCUCCCCUCUUCCAGCCCCCGCAAAGCCCCCUUGACUUUGUGAUGAAUGAGAGGAAGUUUCCAUUUCCUGGCUUCCCGCCCCCACCCUGUUCCUGCUAAGAGUUCUCUCUGGCAAAGAGCCAAUUGGUAAACAUAAUUUAGCCAGCUAUUUACUCCUAUACAAAUCUGAUUGGAAGUCCAGGUUUUCGGUCACAAGACACCCGAGAAAUUUGGACUGCCAACUUUGAAGCAUUUGAGCCCUCUCUGCCUUCUCAUUUGCAUGCGACCAUAUUGAGCCCAGGCAUCAUUUGAAUUCAAAGAGCUGUGCCAUGCAUUCACAACUUCUGUUCCAUAAUUUUGGACUUCAUUUUAUAUAUUUUGCACAUCUCAGGGGAUCUUCAUGAGCAUAUGAAAAGGGGUGGGGGUGCCGUCAAAUAGAGAAAACAAAUAGAAAAGCUAAAAGAGGGCUAGCUGGAUAAAAAUAACAAAUGACUGCUUCUCUGACGUGAAGUUCAAGUUCAGGAGGCAUAAAUUAAAAGUUAAUCUGGAGGAAAAAUGAUCUGAACACCAGCUGUUCCCAAACCUCCCUUUUUCACCACCCAACCAGCAUUUCUAAAAAAUAAAUUUAAAUUAUAUUAUAGUCACCGUGGGGAGAAAAAAAAACCUGUUCAGUGAUAACGAAAGCUUUUUUUUUUUGAGGUUGGCACAGCUUUGUAAAAUUCUACCCAGGAUGAACCACUUAUCACCACAAAGUGUACUUGAAAAUAAAGUUUUUAAACUUAAAUUAUAAGCAUAUUGCUCACAAUACAAUAGGGAUCAUAUUUUGGAAACUCACCAUGUGUAUAACACGGGCAGUAUUUGGAGCUUGAUUAAAAACCAACAACAACCUGUGAUGACUUCGCAAAUUUGUUUUGGGAUCUCAAAGUGCUUCCAAAGCGUUUGGAUUCAUGAUUAACAAAACAGGUCAUAUUUGUAAAACCCAUACUUGAAAUGAAGAAGGAAGGAGUGACAUAAGAUUACCCAGAAACACAGCGGCAGCUACCAGUGGUCUAUUUUCUAUGUUUGAUAGACCAUCACGAGAAAUCACGAAAUACAAUGCCAUUUUUCUGAUGUGUGCUAAUAAAGUCAAAGAAAACGGAUACAACUUGACACCUUUGUCCAUUUUCAUUCAAAAAGUUCAGGGUGUUGGGUAUUUUACAAAAUCCACCCGAAUGCCAUUGCGGUCCAAGGUCCAUCUGGACGUACACCCUUGUUUACAGUUUCAUAUCAGGCUUCUCUAAAUCCUGUGCUCAAAUACCGUCUUUCAGGAACACGACUGCUCCCUGCAGUGGAAGGUGCUGAAACAGAAAUUUUCAUUAAAAACUUUAGCAAGUACUCUUCACCGUGCUGCUUAGCACAACAGGAAUUCAGUACUAUAUAAUAUUGAGCCCUCCUUGGAAGAAUCUAGAUUUCCCAGGGAAGCUGAUCUAGUUCUAAGUGUUUUUUCCUCGAAUUAGGAGAUAAAAGAUCCUGGAUGGGGACCUUCUCCGUUAUCACAGGCCAGUCACAGAACCAGUUAGCAGCACGCUGUCAGGCGACAGUGGACCCCAGCAGAAGUGAUCCCUUCUCCUCCCUCCUUGCCACCAGCACCGGCCCCUCCCGACCACACUCUUCUGUCCGUGAGCAGAUUUCUGCACACACUUAGGGCUUGAAGAAGCUAGAACACAGGAAAGAUGAAUGCGAAAGCCAUGGGAAAUACUGCUUUGCUCUGGGUUAGUAAAAUACGGGCAGGAUAGAGAUUACCAUCAGUCUGAUCCUUGCCAAGUAAGACAAAAGAAUCAGCUGUCACUCUGUCAGCUCUCCCAGAAGGUUUUACUAGUAUUAAGGAUACAUCCAAUAUUUUCCCAUAGAUUUUUAUUUAGGAUACAUUUCAUAAAUUAUAUGUAUGAGAGAAUUCGUCAUUAGAUUUCCUGGUGUGUGGGAAAUAGACAUUGGCUUCUCCCUGAUGGAGUUAAUCUCGUCAUCUUUUGCGGCAGCAUCCCAGAGAGGGAUUCCCCAGCGAUUGCUCUGCCAACACAGAAUCCUGUGUUUUUACAGUUGUUCUAGGACUUACAGUUGCUGAUUUGCAAGGUUCAGAAUUCUACAAGGCUCAAGGGGGACUAAACCUUCUUCUGAUGGUUGUAUAUUAUCAGCUCCAGGGCUUUCUUUGCUUGUUGCUGGCUUCAGAUGUGAACACACACACACACACACACACACACACACACACACCCCUGCUAACAAGGGAAGGGAUGUUCCCCAGGUGAGGCAGCGAUGACUCUGGAAGCCAAUGUAAGGUUGGAAGCUUGGUUGGUCCACAGACAGCUGCCUCCCUUUCUGUCAAAAGGCUGGUUUUGGCAUGCCUGUUCCCUUGCACCCACCAAAAAGAGAUACCAGAUCUGAGAUCUGAGAUUUCCUCCAACACGAAUCCUCUGCAGUUCCAGGAAAUUCAUCUUGCAGUACACACAGCUCCUCGCCUGCUUUUCCUCCCAGGUCCCGCCUCCCUGCCUCCCCAUUCCCCAACUUAGAUCCCCAUGCACCGCCGUGGUUUCCACAUUGGAAGGGCAAAGCCGUGUGUGGUAUUGUGCACACAGGAUGGGUUAGGACCAGCGCUGCCCUAGAGUCACCUUCAUGUAAGUUACUGACAGCUGCAAAUUAAGGUCCUUAGAGUAGCUGACAUAGGUACAACUUCCUAGAAGAGAAUUAAAUUCCAGCGUUCAGUUUAAAGGGAUCAUAAUUCUGCAGGUAUCUUUCUCUGAGUGACUGAAUGUGACUAUUGCAUUAGGGUAAAUGAAUUAAGAAGUGCAAGUGGGAUUUACUGUAUGUUAGGAAGGAGUUUUGCAGCCAAGACUGCCUUGAAUAAAAUGUGUUUGCACUGAAAAAAAAAUUUUAAAUUACUUGGUCUCUGGUUGCUGUAAAGGUCAUCCAAGAUGGAUGUUCUGUUUAUAUUGUAUAGUAUUUCAUAUGAAAUAAUUACAGUUCAUGAAAUGUCUUCCCUAAUGUUACUGAUUUAUAACAGCACAUUUGUAACAUGGUUUUUAUCGUGUCAGUGUACCAUAUUGUAAAUGAUGAUUACUUGUCAUGCUUAGUAUAAUAACUUAAAAGAAAAAAAAGCACAGGGAUUUUUGUAAGUCUAUAUUUGAAAGUCCCUCCAUAUGGUAAUAUUGUGUUCAUGUUGUUUAUGUAGUGUUGUGUGAAAUAUCCAUUUUGGAUUGUGUUACUUUUUAAGAUAUUAAAUAACAUUUGGUUAUA